AUGCCAUCAAAUGAAGGAAGCACAGAGAUUGGUGAAGAGUGCAGGAAAAGAUCCAGAAAGGCAGGAACAGGAAGACACCAUGAAGGUGUGGCUGACAUUCUGCACAGCAGGGAAACAAUGGAUGUAUGGGCCAAAAAGGUAAGUUUGCAAUCAGUUCCUUUUUCUCCUGUUCUUUUUCAGGACUUCUCAGAUCAGGGAGACAUGCGAGAAGACAUAACCCAGAUUGAAAGUCCAUCUGGAUAA
Messenger RNA from Pelobates cultripes (western spadefoot toad), 243 nucleotides. The record is from the annotation of a GenBank genome assembly. NCBI's taxonomy places the organism in Eukaryota, Metazoa, Chordata, Amphibia, Anura, Pelobatidae.